AUAAAAACGAAAGUGUGGAUAUAUACCGUGAGUGUAGAUUGUGGACUCUAGAGCUACCACAGGCUUUCCUGUGGCUACGGCGUCACGAACUUCCUCCGAGACCUGAAGAAACUUGCUUUGCGCAAGGCCAUGAAGGUGUCGUGCGGGAAAGGCCGAUGCUGGUACCCUUGCUCUCCUGCAGCAAUGGCGAGCUGCAGCUCGCGAAGCAAGCAUAGUGAUCAGGUAGACGCUAUGCUGUGAGGGUAGCUUGACAGUAAGAGUGGAGAAAGAAGUAGCUGGAAAAUGUGGAGGAGAGGAGUAGGACUUAUCGGCGAUAAGAGAGGAUGGCGUCUUUGGCCGCAGCGGUCACCGGAAUCUAAGCAGCAUCGGGACACAUCAGCAUCACGUCGAAUCUCGCCGCGCUACCUUCCCUCCCCCCCUGUUCAAUCCAUCCCAUUUCUUUUUAUUCUUCUUCUUUAUAGGACCAUCUCCUGGUGAGAGACAUUGUGUCCUAGGCGCGGUCAGUUGCACGCCCGCCCAUCGUCACAAUGAGGCCGAUCACAGCAUUCGCCGCACUCUGCGGGUUCCUCCUGUCAAGCAGUAGCUUCGUAUGCGCCGAAUCCUCCGCGAGGACCCAUCCCUCCUUCCAGCCUCCCCAGACAUUCAAGAAUGUAAACUUGGUCCGGAAUACCAACCUGGAGAAAGGUUAUGCUCGGGAGACUGUCAACGUGGUGGUGGAGAACGUGGGUAAUGAACCGCAGAGCACCUACUACUUGGCCUUCCCAUCGGAGGUAUUCGACAAGGUCGGAGGAUUGGAAGUGAGAGAUAGAAAGGCACCGGAGAAGGGACCUUUCGUAGUGGAUGCAUUGUCUAUCGAUUCGCCCAGUGACACCAAAUUCUUUGCCAUCGACCUCCCCGAGCCUCUUGCGCCCAAGUCGCAGGUUACUUUGGGAAUUUCUUACUACCUCCUCUCCUCCCUGAGCCCGCGCCCUGCCGCUAUCAACCAGGCUGAUAAGCAGUACCUCACCUACUCAUUUUCUGCCUAUAUCCACUCAGCCUACCCAACUGUGACCCAAAAGACGAAACUGAAGCUUCCUAGUACCAAUGUUCCUGACUAUACCACUACCACCGGCCUCAAGUCAGGCUCGGAUCCUGAGCGUCAUGGUACAACUUACACUUACGGCCCUUAUGAUACGACUGAGGUCACACCCGGUACUGUCUACCCGAUUACCAUCCGUUAUGAGUUUACCAAGCCGGUAAUCACAGCUUCGCUGCUGGAGAGAGACUUGGAGGUGUCUCACUGGGGUGGAAACUUGGCGACAGAAGAGCGCUACUGGCUUCGCAAUAACGGCUCCAACCUCAUCAAUCAAUUCUCGCGCGUUGAGUGGACACUCAGUAACUUCCAGCAAUUGCCUUCUUCUGCCAUCCGUGAACUAAAGUAUCCGCUGAAGCCUGGCUCGGUGGACCCCUACUUCAUUGAUGACAUCGGUAAUGUCUCCACGAGCCGCUAUCGCCCUGGCAAGCCUCCCAAGCGUGAUGGAUCUUUAGAACUUCGCCCCCGAUUUCCCGUCUUUGGUGGCUGGAACUACAGCUUCCGUAUUGGUUGGAAUGACGAGCUCUCUACCUUCCUUCGCCGGGUGACCGGCGCCGAUUCGUAUGUUCUCAAGGUUCCUUUCAUCGAGGGACCCAAGAUGCCCGAAGGUGUGCAGUAUGAGAAGGUGGUUGUUCGUGUCAUUCUUCCCGAGGGAGCCCGUAACGUCCGGUACGAGACGAUUGAGACUGCCUCCAACAAUGGUCUUCCCCCUGCCGAUCAGAUCAAGUCCCACGUGUCUCCCCACAAGACCUUCAUGGACACUUUGGGCCGUACUGCGUUGACCCUGACGGUUGAGAAUUUGUCCGAUGAGGCUCGUGAUUCUCAGUUGGUGGUUACCUAUGAUUAUUCCUUCUGGGAUGGAAUGCGCAAGCCCGUGACCAUCACCACUGGAUUGCUGACUGUGUUCGCUGCCGUAUGGGCGAUUGGAAACAUUGACGUGAGCAUCAAGAAACGAUAGAGUGUAUGAUGUAACAUUGUUGUGUCCUGUUUUUUUAUACCUGAGCAAUGUAGCUGUUGCCGUCAAUGAAAACCAAACUUUGAGCUUUGAACGUAUCACGCUGCGGAUUCUUCUAGGUGAAACAGGAGCUUGGUCGAUACCAGAGAACGAGCUAUACCGCAUAUGAAUUAUCAAAGAUCAAGCUGGAUUAUCUUGCGAUAUAACCCAUCUAGCCAAUAGUCA
Aspergillus pseudonomiae is the source of this 2252-nucleotide messenger RNA. Its product is annotated as dolichyl-diphosphooligosaccharide--protein glycotransferase subunit OST1. NCBI's taxonomy places the organism in Eukaryota, Fungi, Ascomycota, Eurotiomycetes, Eurotiales, Aspergillaceae. Bases 528 to 2030 code for a protein of 500 amino acids. The record is from RefSeq and is a predicted model, not a curated record. Gene Ontology annotation, cellular component: membrane; oligosaccharyltransferase complex. The transcript is spliced from 3 exons.